UUGGGCAAAAAUUACCUCGAGCAUGCCAAGGAGCUUGGGGAUGCAGUCCCAGACAAGCCCGUAAUAUUCCUGAAGCCUCCUAGCUCUGCGAUCGUAGCUUCUGCACAGCCUGGUCCAGUUGCGGUCCAGUUGCCUCGAAACAGGUUUGGACUUUCACCCAUCCAUCAGCUUAGCAAGAUGGGAGGUGUACAUUAUGAAGCCGAGAUGCUUCUGCGUCUGAACGACGAUCUGGAGGUGGAUGCUGUCUCGUUGGGCCUCGACCUGACGCUUCGAGACCUCCAGAGCGAGCUGAAGAAGAAGGGGCAUCCCUGGGAGAUUGCCAAGGCUUUCCCAAACUCCGCUGUGAUCGGGCCCUGGGUUGAUGUGGCGAGUUUCCCAGACUACAUCACCACAGAGUUCUCCUUUGAGCUUGAUGGAGAGGAGAGGCAACGUGGUGCAGCCAGCCAGAUGAUGACUGGCGUGCCAGAGGCUCUAAAGUAUGUCAAGGAGUGCUUUACACUAGUCCCAGGAGAUGUCAUAUUCACCGGCACGCCCAAGGGCGUGGGCCCUCUCAAAAGCGGCCAAGUCGGCAAGCUCAUAUGGGGGGACAAGCUGUCAUAUGAGGUGUCCUUUACAGAUUAA
Coccomyxa subellipsoidea C-169 is the source of this 621-nucleotide messenger RNA. RefSeq names its product FAA hydrolase. The transcript is spliced from 3 exons. NCBI's taxonomy places the organism in Eukaryota, Viridiplantae, Chlorophyta, Trebouxiophyceae, Coccomyxaceae. Gene Ontology annotation, molecular function: acetylpyruvate hydrolase activity. The annotation marks the transcript as partial. The record is from RefSeq and is a predicted model, not a curated record.